CUAAUUUACCUUUGCGGCUUUGCUCUGUUAAUUGUUACCUAACCCCAUUGGAUUUUUAAAAUUAUUGGAGCAUUUAUUUACUUAAAAAAAAAAAAAAAAAAAAAAAAAAAAAAAACUAGAAAACUCUCAAUAAUUCAAAACAACCGUACCCCAAGGCAAAAGAUGCUGAUUACACGUUUUGGUCCAGACGAUUAAACUUUAUAAUUACCCAUCCAAUAAAUUUCACCUCCACAACAAAGGUAAAACAAAAAUCUCAGCAGCUUUAAUAACCCCUCCCAGUUCCAGUAGUAGAUAUGCUGGAAACUCCAGUGUUGUUGCAAAAUUCAAGCGAUGAUGGAGGAGGAGGAGGAGCUGCGGAGCUGAAGAAGAACAAUGAAGGCGGAGGAGAAGACGGUGAGUGGAAUUCAGGUGGGAACAGGUGGCCCCGUGAAGAAACACUGGCUUUGCUCAACAUAAGGUCUCAAAUGGACCUUGCAUUUCGUGACUCCUCCUCUCACAAAGCUCCUCUAUGGGAUGAAGUCUCCAGGAAAAUGGGGGAACUUGGAUAUCAUCGAAAUGCUAAGAAGUGCAAAGAGAAAUUCGACAACAUCUACAAGUAUCACAAGAGAACAAAGGAAGGCCGAUCUGGUAGUGGUAGACGACAAAAUGCCAAAAAUUACAGAUUCUUCCAGCACUUGGAGCUUUUUGACACCCACCACUCUUUAACCUCCCAUCAAAUCCAAAUCCAAAACCAAAAUACCCUGGAAAAACCAACCUUGGUAUCUCCUGCAACACCCCUCACAAUGUUAAAACCCACCACAAGCUUAACCCAAGAUCAUCUCAGAAUACAGCAGCCUUGCCAUACUCCAGGAGACUUCAGUUUGGACAUCAAUUCCACCUCCACAUCCGCCACCUCUUCUUCGUCAGAAGGGAUUGCUAAGAAGAAGAGGAAGUUGGGUGAUUAUUUUGACAAGUUGAUGAAACGAGUGCUAGAGAAGCAAGAGGGUUUACAUUGCAAGUUCCUUGAAGCAAUAGAGAAACGUGACAAGGAUCGGAUGGCAAGAGAAGAAGCGUGGAAGAGGCAAGAGAUGGAAAGACUGAAGAGAGAACAAGAGUCGAUAGCUCAGGAAAGAGGCAUUGCUGCAGCAAAGGAUGCAGCUAUUAUUGCCUUUCUGCAGAAGAUAACACAGCAACCUAUCCCUAUCCCUAUCCCUGUGCCGUUGCCUAUGAACCCGACUCCCAUAUCUCCUAAGUGUGUUGAGAAGCAAGAAAGUGUGUUAGAGAAAAAUAUUGCAGAUGGCAGCCGCAGCGAAGAUGUGGUGGAGAAAGGAAAUGACACGCAAGAGAAUGUAGCUGAGAGAAGUAGUGUUGAAAAGAGAGAGAAUGGUGGUUGUGGUGAGAGUAAUUCUGUGCAGACAAGCUCUUCACGGUGGCCUAGAGAAGAAGUGGAAGCUUUAAUUAAAGUUCGGACAAAUCUGGACUUGCAAUACCAAGACAAUGGAUCAAAAGGGCCAUUGUGGGAGGAGAUAUCAGCAGGUAUGAAGAAGUUUGGAUAUGAGAGAAGUGCAAAAAGGUGUAAAGAGAAGUGGGAGAACAUAAACAAGUACUAUCGGAGAGUAAAAGAAACACAAAAGAAAAGGCCUGAAGAUUCAAAGACGUGCCCUUACUUUCACUUGCUAGAUUCUGUGUAUCAAAGCAAGUCCAGGAGGGUAGAACAUAGAACUUCAGAGGUUCCUAAAUCCAAGGGAGAAAUGUUGGUGCAAAACCAGGAGGAGGAAGAUGGCGAAAGACCAAGUGUGGAUCAAAAUGAAGAAAAUGAUGAUGUGUAGCACCAAAUAGUUGGAAAUCCCCUCUUGCCUGCUGCAGAAAAAAGAAUGCAGUGAUGCUGCAUGAUUGCAUGAAGUUUUACGCCUAAGAGUUGUGUGAAAGAUUACAAUUGGUGCACAUAAAGCAAAGUGACAUCUUUCUUUCUAGUCUAGUCAUAUAAUAAUAAUGUAUAUGAAAUCAUAGUUUACUGGGUAAAUAGAGAGAGAGACAGAAGAUUAGCUCACAAGUAAUGAUGUGUGUUGUUGUAUUAAUAAAGACAUAAACAUGAUUGGGUUUUUUGAAUUGGAGGAUGAUAUGAGGGAGUACAAAUAAUAAUAAUUAUAAUGUGUU
Ipomoea nil (Japanese morning glory) is the source of this 2136-nucleotide messenger RNA. RefSeq names its product trihelix transcription factor GT-2-like. The record is from RefSeq and is a predicted model, not a curated record. NCBI's taxonomy places the organism in Eukaryota, Viridiplantae, Streptophyta, Magnoliopsida, Solanales, Convolvulaceae. The coding region runs from base 294 to 1808 and encodes 504 amino acids. The transcript is spliced from 2 exons.